Messenger RNA from Chrysoperla carnea, 6526 nucleotides. Its product is annotated as NFX1-type zinc finger-containing protein 1-like. The record is from RefSeq and is a predicted model, not a curated record. The transcript is spliced from 22 exons. Gene Ontology annotation, cellular component: nuclear RNA-directed RNA polymerase complex; nucleus. Gene Ontology annotation, biological process: regulatory ncRNA-mediated heterochromatin formation. Lineage: Eukaryota; Metazoa; Arthropoda; Insecta; Neuroptera; Chrysopidae. Gene Ontology annotation, molecular function: helicase activity; zinc ion binding. Bases 112 to 6246 code for a protein of 2044 amino acids.
CUAAUCAAAAUAAAAUGUACAUUUCAAACUGAAAAGUAGAACCAGCUUGACAUUAACAAGUUCACGAAAGUAAUAUAAAGUUUUGAUUUGUUAAGUAAACAUUUGUUAGAUAUGAGUACUUAUCGGCCUCCGCAUAAAAGAAGGGGGCAAUCUAGAGAAGGAUCUAAACGAAAUAAUACUGAAGAUCCAAGAGACGAUUCAAAUAAAGGAGCUACACCAAAGCAGUCACGUUCACGAUAUGGUCAUGGUUGGAGAGAUAAAAAUGGUAGGGAUCAAUCAACUAAAAGAAGAUCAAAUGAUUCAGAAGAAAAUUCAAACGUAAAACGCAUACAGAAGGAAAGGGAGCCACGGUCCAAUUGGAGAAAUAAAAAUGAUGACGACAAAUCAAAACCGAAAAAAUCUAAUGAUUACAAUACAAAUUCGUACGAACCAAGACCAAAUAAACUAAAACGAAUGACUUUUACCCGAAUGGUACAGUUAUUGGAAGAAGAUCCAAACACAAUAUGUAUUGUAUUACAAAAUAAAGAUGAAGGAUUCUUAAUAUUAUUAGAACACGAUACAAACGUGAUCAAAGAUGAUUGGGUUAUCUUAAUUAUCAAAUUACUAGAGAAAGUAAUCUCUAGCACCAUCGAUAUGAAACGAUUGAUAAUAAUUGAUGCUUGUCAUCACUUUAUACCAAUUUUAAUAAAAUAUUUACAAAAUUUACCAUUUCAAUCACCAUCAGAACGUGAUCUUAACAAACAUUAUUGGAAAAAUAUCCAUUCAUUUUGGACGGCAUUAAUUAAAUUUUGUAAUGAAAUUAUCAUGGUUAUACCGAAAACAGCUAUCGAUAAAAUACCAAAAUUAUUAGCAGUUAUGGAUAUGGUUGCAACCACAUUUGGUCAUAAACAAGAGACACGUUUAAAACAAGAUAUCAUCAACGGGAUUGAUCAAUUAAAUGAAAAAUUAGGAAUUUUAAUAUCAGAACGUGAGUCAAAAAUGAUUAACGGAGAGGAAAAUGAUAGUGACGAAGAAGAAAUGCCAUUUGGUGAUUAUAGAGAUAUCCCAAUUAUACCGGAACAACAUGAAUUAAUUGCUGUACGAAGUCCAGACAUUCGUGCAAAUAUUAUUAAUGGCAAAUAUGUUAGUGUCUAUCAUUAUUUAGACGUACAAUUUCGUUUAUUACGUGAAGAUUUUGUAGCACCUUUACGCAAUGGCAUUAAAAAUUAUUUAUCACCUGAUCCAAAUAAUAAAAAAAGAUAUGAUAGUAUACGAAUUUACAAGAAUGUACAAAUUAUUGGAACAACCAUAACAAAACAACAGCAAUUUUGUUUUGUUGUUAAACUGAAUUUAGCGAAACGGCAAUUAGAACGUUUAGAACAUUCGAAACGUUUAAUGCAUGGAGCGUUGUUAAUAUUUACAAAUGAUUCAUUUCAAACAAUUAUUGUGGGUACAAUGUUUCAAAAAGAUGAAAAAACUUUGAAGAAUAGUGAAAUACUUGUUGAUAUACCAAUGGAUUCCAUUGAUUUGGAAAAAUGUUUUAAUCUUGAUUAUAUAAUGGUUGAAUCAGAAAUAUAUUUUGAACCAUACAGACAUAUAUUAAAAACAUUACAACAAAUGACUGAACACUCAUUCCCAAUGACAAACUAUAUUUUAAAAGCUGACGUUACCAGUAAACCACCUGCGUAUUUAACUGAAGAGACUUCAGUGAAAAUCAAAGAAAAUUUUUAUAAUAUAUUAGAUGAAAGAUAUUGGAGGAUACUUUCACCUGAAAAGUUAAAAUAUGAUAUCACUCAAUAUGAUGCGUUUAAAGCAGCUCUAACAAAAGAAUUUUGUGUAAUACAAGGACCACCUGGUACUGGUAAAACAUUUAUUGGAUUAGAAAUCAUUGAAACAUUACUGGUUAACAAUCAUUUAUGGUAUAAAGAAGGAGAUAAAAAAAUUGGACCAAUUUUGGUUGUAUGCUACACGAAUCACGCAUUGGAUCAAUUUUUAGAAGGUGUUUUAAAAGUAACCAAUUGUGUAGCACGUAUUGGAGGUCAAUCAAAAAAUGAGAAAUUAAAUGAAUUUAAUAUUAGAGAAUUACGUAAAACUGUUGCUAGAAAACAUGAUUAUAAACGUGCAGCUGUUACUCUACAAUUCCAGUUAAAUGAUAUUCAAAAAGAAAUACAUCAGUUACGUUCAAAGCUGGAGAUUAUUUAUUCUAAAGAGCCAGUUUUAUUGGACGUUAGAUCUGAAUUAGCAAGACGGAACAUUCAUUUUAAUUCUAAAGAUAAAUUUGUAAAAUGGUUAUUAACUAGAACAAAUUAUAAUGAAAUUCGAAUGGAAGAACUCCAAUUUCUCGGAAUAAUGAAUGGUAUUGAUAAUAUUGAGAUAGAAAAUUACGAAGACGAUAAUAAUAUACCUAUUGAUAAUUACGACCUCUUGAACGAUGAUGAUUUUGAUGACAUUGGAGUUAUUAAAAGCUUAAAUGACGAUAAAGAAAAAUUACAACAAUUAGUGACAAAUUACAAUUAUUUAACAGCGGAAGGAGAUCUGGACAACAUGCAAGAAAUUUUAAGAGUUCAGAUACAAAUUCAACAAUAUGAAACUAAUGUGAAUUAUUUAGAGUUUCGUUUUAAUCAAAAUGUCAAUCAAUUACCAGCGCCUCCACAAUAUGUUAGAAAUCCAGAAUUCCUAAAUCCAAAUCAACGUUGGGCUUUAUAUUGGGAUUGUUUGUCAACUAUUCCACAGAGACUAAUACGUCGUAUAAAAGAAUUACAAAUUCAUUAUAACAGCAAACUCAACGAUUACAGCACAGUACAACAAAUGGAAGAUUUAAUAGUACUACGAGACUGUCUGGUAGUAGGGAUGACUACGACUGGUGCAGCCAAAUUUCGUACAGUCUUAGAGGGGCUUAAAUCGCCAAUUGUUAUUGUCGAAGAGGCGGCAGAAGUUUUGGAAUCGCAUAUUGUUACUUCACUGACUCCUAACUGUAAACAUCUCAUUUUAAUUGGGGAUCAUAAGCAAUUACGUCCUUCCACAUCUGUGUAUCGCUUGGCCAAAGACUUUAAUUUGGAUAUAUCAUUAUUUGAGCGUAUGAUUAAAAAUGGAAUGCAUUGUGAAUCGUUGGGAGUUCAGCAUCGCAUGCGCCCAGAAUUUGCACAAUUAAUUGUACCCAGUAUUUAUCCGAAUUUACAAAAUCAUCAUUCAGUUCAUGCAUAUCCAAACAUAAUAGGAAUGAAAAAAAAUUUAUUUUUUAUCAAACAUACAUACUUUGAAGAAACAGUUGUGGAUAUUGACAGUAAACAAAAUAAUCACGAAGCUGAGUUCAUACUUCAGUUGUGUCGACAUUUAAUUUUACAAGGGUACGAUGCCGAAGAUAUAACAGUUCUAACAACUUACAAUGGACAAAUGUUUUAUAUGAAAAAAUUGCAAAAGAAUAUUCCCACAAUUAAAGAUGUACGGAUUACUGUAGUGGAUAAUUUUCAAGGAGAAGAAAGUAAUAUUAUAUUACUUUCAUUAGUACGAAGUAAUGAAGAAAGUAAAAUAGGAUUUUUGGCGACUGAAAAUCGUAUUUGUGUUGCAUUAUCACGAGCAAAGCAUGGAUUUUACAUUAUUGGCAAUAUGGAUCAACUAGCAAGCAAUGACAAGUCUAAGUGGCCAGAAAUUAACACCGUACUUGAACAAAAUAAAAGUAUUGGAACUGAUUUGGUACUUCAAUGUAAAAUUCAUAAGGAUCAAGAAACUUCCGUUAAUUGCGCAGAAGAUUUUAAACGUAAGUGUCCUGAAGGAGGCUGUUCAUUGGCUUGCAAUUUAAUAAUGCCCUGUGGACAUAACUGUGCAAGUAUGUGUCAUGUCCAAGAUCGUGAUCAUACUGAAACUAAAUGCUUAAGGCCUUGCUCGAGGAUAAUUUGUGAACGAGAUCAUCAGUGUCCAGAUUUAUGCUUCAAAAAAUGUAAUCCAUGUAUGAAAAAUGUUGAACAUAUCUUACCAUGUUCACACAAAGCUACGUUACCUUGUCACAUGGACCCACUUCAGCAUAAAUGUCAAGAAAUUAUUACUGUGAAAUUAGAAUGUGAACAUGAGAAUAAAAUACGUUGUUCAGAUGAUCCAAAAACAGCAAUAUGUUCACAUCCAUGUGCAACUCGCUUGGAUUGUGGACACACAUGUGUGAAACGAUGUCACAUUAACAACGAUCCUGAUCAUGAAAAGUACGAAUGUCGAAAACCAUGUGAGCAAUUGAUGGUGAAUUGUUCUGUGAAUCAUAAAUGUGAUAAACAAUGUUAUGAAGAAUGUAAUUUAUGUAAUGUAAUUGUUGAGAAGAAGCAUAACACAUGUGAACAUUCACAAAGAGUAAAAUGCUACCAAAAAAUUGAUGACGUUUCAUGUGAAAAGAAAUGUACAAGAAAAAUGAGUUGCGGACAUCUAUGUGUCAAUUUAUGUGGUGAAUCAUGCGACCAAACUAAAUGCAAAGUUCAAGUUCAAAAAGUUAUACCUCUAUGUGGACAUGCAAUAAAAGUAGAAUGUGGAAAACCACCUGAAAGGAUAUACUGUAAACGAAAAUGUCCAUUGAAAAUGCCAUGUGGACAUGCUUGUAAUAAUCGUUGCGAUAAGUGUGCUAGGCAAGGUUGUUCUACAUCCAGAUGUACAACAAAGGUGGAGCAUUCUUUUGUUGCUGAUUGUAAUCACAAAUUUAAGAUUCCAUGUUAUAAAGCUAACAUGACAGGUUGGAAAAGUUAUUCACAAGAUUUACUGAAACAUUGUGAUCAGCCAUGCAGCCAUCAAUUGGAAUGCAAACAUACGUGUAGUGGAACGUGUGGUGAAUGUUAUCAAGGUCGCUUACACCAACCAUGCAAUUCCAAAUGUGGCUUAACAUUAGUUUGUGGCCAUCUGUGUCAAUCUCCAUGUAGAGAAAAUUGCCCACCAUGUAUGGCAAAGUGCCAAUUUCGUUGCAGACACAGCCAAUGUAGAAAACUAUGUGGAGAACCUUGCACUUCGUGUAAAGAGCCAUGUCCAUGGCGUUGUGAACAUUUUGAAUGCACAAAUAAAUGUGGUGAAAUUUGUAAUCGAGAAGCUUGUAAUGAACCUUGUUUGAAAUUAUUAAAAUGUGACCAUCAAUGUAUUGGUUUAUGUGGUGAAAUAUGUCCAGAUGUAUGUCGUGUUUGUGAUCCAAAAAAUGAAAUAUUUGUUAUCAUGUUUGGAAAUGAAGAUGAAGAUACUUCAAGGUUUAUAAAAUUGGAAGAUUGUGGUCAUAUUUUUGAAGUUGAUGGUUUGGAACAAUAUUUCAAAAUAUCAAACGAAGGCAAUGAUCACACAUCUAUUGAUGUAUUAAAAUGCCCCCGAUGUCGCCAACCAGUCAUUCAAACUUUACGAUAUUCAACAUUAAUUAAAGAAAAAUUUGUGGAUAUUACAAAUAUUAAAAAACGAAUUUUUGGUGAACGAAAAAAUAAUAUGGAAAAUGCAUUUACUUUACGUAAUAUUAGAAUCCCACAAAUUCAGGCCAGAGAUAAUAAGAGAAUAUUAUUUAGAUGUGGUUUAACAAAUAUUUUACAAAAUAUAAUAGCUCACUUACAACCAAUCUAUGAGAAACGUAAACGUUAUAAAACCGUUAGAGUGACGGCUAUGCAAUUGUCAUUAUUUGAUUCACAAAUUGGUAUUAUUGAAUUAAUUCUGAAUCAUCUUCUUGAAAUACAUAAACUGAGUAAUGCAGAUGCAGAUGACAAAACUGAAAUAUUUACAGUGGCCAUUGAACACGCCACUUUAAUUGCAACCGUUUUAGAAAAACAAUAUAAUAAAUUAAAUCAACAACAAACAAAUGAUUUGAUGGUAGAAACAAAACGUUUGACACGUAUUCAAGAACUAGCCAAAUUAUUAUCAAGUGACGAAUAUAGAACAAAUCUUUAUAAUUCGCUAAUUAUUGGACAAAAGAAGAAAGUUUUCGAUAGUAUUUUGUCAUCUAAAAAGUUUACAUUGGAAUAUGAUUAUUUAGUUAAACAAAAUUUAUUAGAAUUUGAAAAACUAUUAGAACGACAUGGAGGUGUUACCGAUGAGGUUAAGCAAGAAGUUGUACGUGCUUUACAAAUUGCUGAUGGAGUACGACAAGGCGCGUGGUAUAAGUGUCCAAAUGGACAUUAUUAUGCAAUUGGAGAGUGUGGUGGGGCAAUGCAACGUGGUAGAUGUAUAGAAUGUAAAGCGGAAGUUGGUGGUUCAAGUCAUAGAAUUUUACCUACAAAUAGACAUGCUUCUGAAAUGGAUGGCGGCCGUCAAAUAUGGCCAGGACCCUGAUCAAUUUGUAUAUGCUUUAUUAAGUUUUCAUAAAUUUUAAUUAUGUUAUGAUGUUUUUUUUAAAUACAGGGUGGGACAGAGAAGUGUGCGAUUUUAAAAACGCUUUAAAACCAAUUCUAUCAAUUUUUUAUCAUCUUAACAAUUUUAAAUUUUAUUCAUCAAUUAAUUACUCUUUUAUACGUCUUUUGUGGAAAAUUCAUAUCUCUGUACAGUUUAUGAGAACUUAACUAUCAAAGUUAGUUAGUAUCACAUGUUAUCUUAUAGUAAUAACACUAAGAAU